Molecule: messenger RNA, 1393 nt
Organism: Phaeodactylum tricornutum CCAP 1055/1
Lineage: Eukaryota; Bacillariophyta; Bacillariophyceae; Surirellales; Neidiaceae
Product: dolichyl pyrophosphate Glc1Man9GlcNAc2 alpha-1,3-glucosyltransferase
Exons: 2
Coding region: 83-1393 (436 amino acids)
Biological process (GO): protein N-linked glycosylation
Cellular component (GO): endoplasmic reticulum membrane
Molecular function (GO): dolichyl pyrophosphate Glc1Man9GlcNAc2 alpha-1,3-glucosyltransferase activity
Source: RefSeq, a predicted model, not a curated record
UUCAAGGGUAUUAUAGUGCAAAGCAUACGGAAAGACGAAGCGGUCCUUGCGAUCAUUGCAUAUUCUUUGGUCGUUUAAGCAUAUGGAUCGGGUUUCGAGGAGUAGCCGCUCUUCUUUGACCCAACGCAUUACACCGGAACAAGACCAAACAGCGUUACGCGCUCCAGCUGCGACUGGCUUCUGUCUUUGGGUUGUUUCCACGUGUGUUAAGAUAUUACUCUUUCCAGCAUACCGUAGUACAGAUUUUCUAGUCCAUCGGCAUUGGAAAGCCUUAACGCGAACGCUUCCACUCGAAGAAUGGUAUUUCGAUGAUCGGCAUGUGGAUACCGUGCAUACCCUCGAUUAUCCACCCGGCUUUGCCCUGUGGGAGAGCGCUUGGGCCAACCUUUACCAAGGCUUUGUAGAUUGGCUGCUUCCUUCCAUGGGAAUGUUUGAUGAUGGUGAUUCGUGCCUGCAGCUACUCGCCGAUGAAAGGAUACAGCAGGAUCCAGACGUGAUUUCGUCUACUUGUGUGGCGUACUUACGAUCGACAGUGGUUGCUAGCGAUCUACUCUUGUGGAUAGGCGCCUACGCGGUUGCCAGUGCAUGCGGUUCGGCACAAAGCAGACCGUUCUGGACCGUAUUUCUACUCAUCACUCUGCAUCCUGGAUUGCUGUGGUUGGAUCACGUGCAUUUCCAAUACAACGGUAUGCUCCUGGGAUGGUUGUUGCUUUCCGUUGGCUGCCUGAUGCACGGCAAUCAGUGCAACACCGGAAAGGGUCUGGCGUUUCACGCUUGGCACCUCGCGGCGGCAGUCUCGUUUGCGGUACUACUAGCAAUGAAGCAUUUGUAUCUGACGUUGAGUCUGUGGUACUUUGCGUAUCUAUUGCGAAGAUAUUGCUUUGUAAAGGACAAAUUUUCAUGGUUUCGGUUGACCUCUUUGGGCCUGGUGACGUUCACUACACUGCUCGCGCCUUUCCUACCCUUUUUGUGGACCGCAUACACGUCCACAUCGAUGACCAUGACCGCCCAGCUGCAUCAAAUCAUAUCCCGUCUCUUUCCGUUUAGCCGUGGGUUGGUACACGAUUAUUGGGCAGGCAAUCUUUGGGCCAUUUAUGCCACGUCCCAAAAAGUCGGAGCAGCCGUCGGAAUUACAAUUCCCACCCCGAUACCUUUACUCGUUUUUUUGCUCUUGAUCUUGGGUUUAAUACCAGGUUCCGUGUACGCCUGGAAGGCGGCAAGGUUACGAUGCAACUACUUGCUGCUACUCUCUUUAAGCUACUCUACCUGGGCUUCUUUCUUGCUGGCCUACCACGUCCACGAAAAGGCCAUUAUGACUACUCUUUUGCCGCUGACGUUAUGUCAAUUUCUAGAUGGGCUUUUUGGUGUGUGUCACUUUGUCUCGGGACCAUGA